AUGGCACACAAACUCCUCUUCAAACCAACCUUCAUUCUCACUCUCACUAAACAAUUCACAACAAAACCUCUCAACUAUUCACACCUCCACUUUCUUCAUAAUCAUCACCAUUGUCCAUUUUUUCACUCCAAACUAUCCUCUUCCUUUCUCAACCUCAACACUCACCCAAUCUCACUUCGCUCCACAACAACAACAACCACCGCCACCUCCGCCGGUAUCCCCAAUUACGGCGGUUACCUAGACCUAACUGACGAUGACCUAAUGCGACAGUGCGAAAUGGGAACAUUCAAAAGCUCCGGUCCCGGUGGUCAACACCGUAACAAACGCGAAUCUGCUGUUCGACUCAAACAUUUACCCACUGGUAUCAUCGCUCAGGCCUCUGAAGAUCGCUCUCAGCAUAUGAACCGCGCUUCUGCUCUUAAACGCCUUCGCUCCCUUAUAGCUCUCAAAGUCAGGAAAACGGUGGAUCUUGAGGCUUAUGCACCCCCUCGAGAGCUUCUUCAGAUACUUCCUCCCAAGUCAUUAAUUAGAGGGUCAGAGAUUGGCUCACAAAUUGGACCCAAUAACCCAAAAUUUGCAAUGGGAAUGCAAGCUCUUCUUGAUCUCAUUUUUGCAGUUGACGGAUCCGUCUCAGAUGCUGCAAAAUAUCUCGGGUUAUCUACUGGAGCAGUGUCUCGGUUAAUCCUUUCUGAUGAUUCACUUAGAAAGGAAGUAAAUGACCUGCGAGCAUCAAAGGGUAUGAAGCCUCUCAAGUAG
Lathyrus sativus (Indian pea) is the source of this 756-nucleotide messenger RNA. NCBI's taxonomy places the organism in Eukaryota, Viridiplantae, Streptophyta, Magnoliopsida, Fabales, Fabaceae. The record is from the annotation of a GenBank genome assembly.